AUGAUACCACGGCUGUCAAGAGUUGUGCUGAUGGUUCGCCAGGGCGAGGCCUUGGCUAAGGCAACUGAAUUUUAUCAUUCUGGCUUGGGUUUGGAAGUAGUACGCGCCACUGAUGACUUUGCGGAGCUCCAAACGGAGAAUCUCGCCGUGAGUUUGCAGGGGGUAACAUCGGAGAGCAAACUGAGCACCGGGUACUCCCCUCUGUUGACAUUUGAAGUCAAAGACAUGGACAGCAUCGUGGCAACGUGCUGCCAGCUGGGAGGCCACUUGGACGGACCGAUUCAGUAUCCAGCAUAUGGGAAGAUUGCUGCAAUGAGGGCUCCAUGCGGGCAUAUGAUUGGUAUCUUUGAGCCCGUCACAGAAGAUUGA
Messenger RNA from Cylindrotheca closterium, 369 nucleotides. Lineage: Eukaryota; Bacillariophyta; Bacillariophyceae; Bacillariales; Bacillariaceae. The record is from the annotation of a GenBank genome assembly.